Molecule: messenger RNA, 6166 nt
Organism: Chelonia mydas (Green sea turtle)
Lineage: Eukaryota; Metazoa; Chordata; Testudines; Cheloniidae
Gene: TCF23
Product: transcription factor 23
Exons: 3
Coding region: 1502-2170 (222 amino acids)
Biological process (GO): developmental process; regulation of transcription by RNA polymerase II
Molecular function (GO): protein dimerization activity; DNA-binding transcription factor activity, RNA polymerase II-specific; RNA polymerase II transcription regulatory region sequence-specific DNA binding
Source: RefSeq, a predicted model, not a curated record
CCAUCCCCAUCCCUCCCUGCCCCCAGCCAUCUCCCACAGACCCCUAUGGGGCCCCCUGCCAGCCCCCCUCCUCACAGGACAUCCCCUGGGCCCCCUGCCGUCGCCCCGGAAGGCCGUACCCCCGCAGUGACGCACACGGGCAGGAUCCCAGAGCCGCCUGCAGGGGACGCUUGCCCUGGCCCCUGGCCGACCUGGGUGCGAAGUGCUGGGAGCUGCCACCGGUCCCAGCCCAGCUCUAGGAGCCCCAGGAGACCCCGGCUGCAGGGCAGGCGCCUUCGAUCCAGUGCCCCCAUCCCUGGCAUUGUCAGCUGCUUCCCCAUCCCCCAACUCUGCCCCCUCGGGGCCCUGCUUACAGCCCCAGCUGGGCUCUUCCCAGCCGCAGCCAAGGGUCCAGGACUCUGCCCUCCCCCAGCCCCCUUGCACCCUGGACUCAUCUGUUGGCGCACAGCAGCCCCCUCCUCCGGCUGCUCCCUCCUCCUCCUUCUCCUUGACCUCCGGCCGCCCUGGACCACACGGCGCUCUGGGGCUCUUGGCUCCACCACGGCCUCGCGCCCUUGGCCACCCACUCCGCCUCCUCUCAAGGGCUGGCGGCUCCAGACCCCUCCCCUGGGGCUGUGCUGGGGUGGGGGGUUCGCCACUCUCUGUCAUGCUCCCAGGGUUGGUUUUCCCCGGCUCUGUGCUGGGGGGAGCCAGACCCCCCAGGAGAGCAAGCUCCGGGGAGCGCAGGAGACGAGGAAGGGGCACAGAGGGGAGUCCCCUGGGAGAGGACGCUGCACCUCGAGAUGGGGCUGGGAGUCUCAGGUGGGCCCUGCCCUGCGUGUCGCCCGGUGUGGGGGCAGUGCACAGCCUGGAGCAGGCAGCCCGGCUCCGUCAUCGCCACCCUGCCCUUUAAUCGGCAGCACGGCCCAGAGCUGAGCUACAGGUGGUCACCGAGGGGGCUGAGCCAGGCGUUGCAGCCUGGGAGCGGGAAGCCAGGGCGGGGCAUGGCGUCCUGGGCCCACAUGGCAGCGCCAAGCACUCGACCCUGAGCCCAGGCCCAGCAUCCCAGCCAUCACUGAGGGGCGAAGGACCAGGCGCCCGCCUGCAGCUCCCCGGCACGGCCAGGCACAGGCAGGGCGUGUGGCACCGCGCGGUGCCCUUGCCCUGGGGAGAGCCGAGCUCCCCAGCCCAAGCCCUGGGAGAACUGGAGGGAGGCUCCGGCCGGGGCCGCUCGUUCUCCUCCCAUGCAAAGUGCCAAGGAGGGGGCGGCCGGGGAGCGUGGGAUGCUCGCCCGGAUACUGCUCCGAACAGGAACGAGCCGCGGCGUCUCUCCUUACACGUCCCAGGAGGCAGAUAAGGAGCGAGCGCUGUGGGGUACUCCCAGCAGCUCCCCGCAGGCAGGGCACCCGGCACGCAGCACCUCCCAGUUCUCCCCAGGACCCCUCGCCUGGCCAGCGCAGCCGCCCAGACCUGUCGAUGGGAGCAGGCUGGCCCGGGGACUAGCAGCACCGCUGUGCUGGGCAUGGCCGAGAGCACCUUUGCAGGAGCGGAAGGGAAGCGAAUGGCCGGCCAGGGGCCGGCGACGUGCACCCCCAGGCCAGCCUCUGCCCCGGCUGGCGGGAAGAUGAGAGGCAGCCCAAGCUCACCAAGGCUCGCCCCGGGCUGGAGGAGAGCAAGCCAGCGAGAGGUGGGCAGCAGCCAGGGAGCCACCAACACGCCCAGCCGGUGGCACAGCACAACGGGGACCCUCCCAGCUGCAGGCAGGGGCCAUGCCAGCUGUGCUCUGCCCAGAGGGAGCGCGGGGAAGCUGUGCCCCGAGAAUGCGGCCCGGGAGCGCAGCCGCGUGCGGACCCUGCGCCAGGCCUUCCUGGCGCUCCAGGCUGCGCUGCCCUCAGUCCCGCCAGACACCAAGCUCUCCAAGCUGGACGUGCUCGUCCUGGCCACCAGCUACAUCGCCCACCUGACCCACACCUUGCACCAGGGCCAGCUGCCCCCCGAGGCAGCCCCACUGGCGAGGGCGCCCAGCUUCCUGCACCCCAUGAAGAAAUGGCCCAUGCGGUCCCGUCUCUACGCUGGAGCCUGGGGAGCGGAUGUUGCUGACCUGCCUGCAGCUGCCCCCGCAGCCCCCAGCAGCAGGAUGAGGAGGGGCUGCGAGGGGGGCAGCCCGGGGGCCAGCGGGGCAGCCCUGUGACACCUCCCAGCCUGCAGCCCAGCGCUCCGGCUUCCUGCAUGGAACCGAGCCCGGGGCUGGCCGAGCCGGCUGCCUGCGCCCCACGGGACCCCAGCACUCUGCAGGGCUGGCCCGGACUCGCCUCAUCUCUGAUCUCCCAGACCCCUGGCAGCAGCAGCCAAGUUCACCGGACCUGGCUGCCCCGGCUGGCACCGCCUCCUCCCACUGGCUCCAGCCCUCCUCGGGGUCUCUGCUGGCCCCGUUGCCCCGGCUCUCAGCCGACCCGGCCUGGCCAGCGAGGGAACGCAGGCAAUGGACUGAUCCCCUCCCUGCGGGGAGACAGCUGGGCUCCCAGGCCGAGGGGAAGAGGAGGGAAGAGAUGGGGGAGGAGGAAGGCCUCAGGCCAGAGAGCAGGUGGGAGCCACAUCACAGAGUGCCCUCCUUGCCAUGGUCCCCGACCCCACAUUCCAGCCCACGCUGUGUGAUCCGGUUUGACGGGCAGCACGGUCUGGUCCUGGGCAUCUGGACUCCUGGGUUCUGUUCUCACGGACGCAGCUGGUAGCCUUGGCCAGAUCGCCGGAGCAUGUAGGGAUGGGAUCCGAGCCAGGAGCCACCUCGCCCGCAGUCCCGGCUCUCACAGUGGCCAGUGCCAGGCGCUGCACAGGGGGGUCCCAGAAACCCGCAGUGGCAGCUGCAGUUAAUCUGCCCCGAGAAGGUCUCCCUGGUCUCUAAGCAGGAGCCGCUCGAGGCCUGAAGCUGGGGUUUCACUGGCUGCCCCGAAGUGCUCUUAAGGCCGAGUUCAGGCCGAGUGCUGACCCUGCCAUGUGCCCACCCACAGCAUAGGCUGCACUGAGCCUCGGUCCCGUCUCGGUGCCCUUGGGAGCCCGACCGUCCCCUGCAGUGCAGACAGGCAUCCGGGACACUCCCUGUGCAUGUGGCUUGGAGAGCAUUAAUGGCGGGAUCGCCCCAACUGUGUGCUGACUCAAGCCAGGGCCCCGGCAUGGGGACCUUCGAGCGGUUUGGCUGUUAAAGUGGGUGCCUUAUGGGCAAACGCCCCCUCCCCGCACCACUAACCCUCCUCCCGCCCAUGCACGGUGGGCCCGUAGCACCCCCAGGGUUACGGGUGCACCCGGAUUUACAUUUGAACCAGGGCAAAACAGAGCUCCAGCCAUUGCGUGUUUCGCUGUACGGUGUGAUUUGUACCUGCCCCAUGUGGUCUGGGCACGGCUCGCGGUCGUGGGUGGGGGCGCGCUGAGGUCUGCUGCAGCUGUUGUGAAAGGCCCUGGCAGUAAAUGUUUUCUAGUGUCCAACACGCCUGCAGAGCCCCUCCCCCACGGACCAGCCUGCUGCAGGGGGCGCAGCGCUGGGGGGCGCUGGGUUCGCCUGGCCUGGAGGAGUUUGUGCGGGAAGCGCUUGGCUGGGUUUAUUUUCCACGAUAAAGGCGACUUCCUGCCUUGGUCCCUGGCCCAGGACUUGCGUGCCAGUGUGGAUGCCCUUCUGGGCGCUCGGACCCCUCCGCAGCUCCUGGCCUGGCGUCGCUCACUCUCGCGCCCGGGGUUCAGGGUGUGGAGAGGAGCAUGGGGCACAGGGAUGUCCCCUGGCCGCAGCCACUUCCUUGCAUCUUUCAGCUGCCUUUUCUCGCAGCCCUGCUCUUCUCCUGGGCGACUGGCUCUGGAGUUGGCAGUGCCAGUGCCAGAAGCAGGAACUGCUCCCUGGAAAACCGACCAUACACAGCACAGCCUGGCCAAGAGCUGCCAGGGCAGGACUCCGGCAUGCAGGGCUUGGGUGCCACCUGGGCGGGCUCAGUGGCCACAGCCUGCCUGGGAACAGGCACAAGGGACUGCUGGUGGCUCCCCCAGCCUUGCUUGUUUCCCAGAGGGGCCGUAGGGGGCAGCAGCUGAAACCAGGCCCCGCGGUGAGAUCAGCCAGUCUCAGCCCCAGGUGUGUGCCAGGCAUGUUACCAAAUGUGGCCGUGUUGGGGUGUCCCUAAAUCUCUGCGUCCCCUUGCUGGGACCACAGGGCCUACAGCGGGGCCCCUGAGCACAGCCAUUCUCCGGCCAAGCUGAGACACGGGAAUUUCCCAGCACUCAGAAGAAUCAGCCCUUAAAGAGUGAGCAGGUUUCAACCACUGCCUUCCAAACAGUGACUCUCACUUACACCGCUGCUGGAGAGUCCUGUGAGCCAGAGGCAGCCCCUCUUUGAACCUUCCCAGAUACUUGCCUCACAACUUCCUGUGGCAGUGAGUUCCACAGGCUAAUUAUGCAGCAUGUAACCAAGUCUGCAUUACUCCCUUUGAAUGUCCUUGAUGGUCCCCUUAGCCUUGUGCUGUGGGGUUUGCAGAGCAGAAUCUGCCUUCUCUGAGCGUCCUGGUUUUACAGACUUGUAGCACAUCCCUUCUCUGUCCCCCUGGAAGGCAACAAGCCCAAUCAUCUGUCUCUGCACAGCAGAGAUUUUCCAGCCCGUGUUGCCCUCUGCUGACCCUCCCGCUCUGCUCUCUCCUUGGCAGGGGAGGGCCCUGCACUGCACAUGGUGUCUCUGGAUUAUUCACCACCUCCUUCCUUGUGCAACCCAAUGCUUGGGCUCUGUCCCCUGGGCGCUCCCUGCCCCCAUGGGAGGCUGAGCCAAUGCACAGCUGGGGUGCAGCUGGGCCCGGCCCAGCGAAAGGGGGGCCCAGCCAGGCAGCCGACUCCUGGUGCUGCGGGUGGGAGGCUCUGGAGGAGCUGCUGGUGCAGUGAGAGGAACCAGCAACCCAGCUCCAUGGGAAAGAGGCCAGGGCCAAGGCUAGGGCCGUAAAUCUGUCCGGCACCUGGACAGCGUCCCGCUCACUAACGAGGCCGCCUUCUCCUCCGCUCAGCUGCCUCUGCCAGGAAGGGGGGUCCUUCGCAGCACAGCUGGGGCCUGGGGAGCACUGCCCCCCAGCCAGCCCUGUGCCAGCCCUGUGUGCCCCCGGCUCUCAGCAAGGAGCCACUGGGAGCAGAGCUGGGGGGCCCCCUCGCUGGGGAUGGCUGGAUGCAGCUGCCCCAGACACCUGGUCUCCCCGUCCACGGGCUGGGCCAGGGAUCUGGACGAAUGGAGGGACGAACAGACAGGGCCUGGGGCCUGUGCUGCUGUGCUUUGAGCCUGCAGAGCAAAUGCGGGGGGGGAGGGGGGAGUUUGGUGCUGCAGGGUGUUGGGGGGGGCGGGGGUUGGAGCUUCAGCCUCUGGCAGCUGGAGCCUGCCUAGGGGCCAGGACAAAUCACCCCCCCAUUCAUGUCUGGAGAGGGGCUGCCUUGGCCACGGGUUCAGUUCUGCCCUUGCCCAGCCCCCGGCACUCAGGGCCCAGCUCUGUGCAUGCAGCGACCCCCACCCCAGCCCUCCCCACGACCCUGCCCUGGGGUUACUGCCUGGCCGGGAUUUGACCGGCCUGGCCCUGUUUUUUAGGGAUUUGCAGUUGCCAGGAAAAGACCGGCCUGUGCCGGGCUGUUUGACAUGGGGCCAAAGCAGGGUUCUUCAGCGGGGGUCGUGCGCUGUGACCCCACCCCGGCCAGGCGGGACAGCAAGGUUUGUGUCUUUGAUUUCUAGGGGGCUGGGCGUACUCAGAGGCUUCCUGUGUCAAUACAAAACAUUUGAGAACCACCGGGCUGCAGCGUCGUGUCUCCCCGUGCGCCGGGCUGGCCAGUGUGAAAGGUCUGGGGCCGGCGCGCGGUGCUGCCCUCUUCCCACGGCCACAGGCCAGGCGAUGCCCGAGCAGCCUGGGGGCCAGGCAGCGGCUGGCUGCCCCGCCACGCGAGCGGCCGUGCGAUGAGGAGCCGUGCGAUGCGCCCUCAGGCGUGCCGAGCUGUGUUACCUCGCUAGGCGUGGCUGCUGGGGGAGGGCCAGGGUUCCCUGGCGGGGCUGGGUUUUUUGAAGCUCAAAGGUGGUAACCCCACCUGGCCCCACAGCCGUGCCCAAGCCCACUGCAUUGUGCCAGCCCAGCCCCGGGCACUCCCAGCCCAGUAGCCGGCACCCCGGCUCCAGCUCAGCAAGGGCUCUGCUCCC